AUGGUUCAAGUUGAAAAUCUCAAACGUCACGUUGCAAGUUGUGGAUUCUCUCCCGUGCAAUGUUCUAAUGAUGGAUGUAAUGUUCUCGUGAAUGCCAGCAACAAGCUUCACCACGAAACUGAAGUAUGUGACUUUGGGAAAUUGAAAUGUCAUCACGGUGGUCAACUAAAAAACGAAGUGAGGGAAAUGAGAGAUGAAAUGUUGGCUCGUCAAAAUAAAAUGAGAAAUGAAAUGAAGGAGAUGAAACAGGAAGUAAAGGGAAUGAUUAGAAAUGAAAUGGAAAGAAUAAAAAUGGAACUGAAAAGUGAAAUAAAAAAUGAAUUGAAAGGCAUGAAAGCAGAAAUAAAAAAUCAAAUGAAAGAAAUGAGAGAAGAAGUAAAAACUGGAAUAAAGGUAGAAGUGAAUAGGAUAAAAGAAGAAAUGAAAAAUGAAAUGAAAGGAAUGAAAGUGGAAAUGAGAAAUGGAAUGAAGGGAAUAAUAAAAACUGAAUUAAAAGGAAUAAAAGAGGAAAUGCAUAAUAACGAAAUGAAAGACAUAGUUGCGAAUGCAGUGCGAGAUGCAAUGACAGGAAUGAAAGGUCUCGAAGUUGAAAUGCAAAAUUCAAAACAAAGUUCGAAAGCAACAUGUUCUUCAGAUGCGGUAGAAGACAUCUUCUUAGUUGGAGGAGAACACAAGAAGGGUUGGAAGGUCGUGAAGAAUAAAUCUACCGAGUGUUUCAACUGGAUUGACCAAACCUGGACAUCCGCAGUAUUUGAAGGUCGUUCCCACACUAGUACGUGCUUCAAUGCGGUAAUAAUGUAUGAUGUCAUCACAGGACGUUCUCAAAUGUUUCCAUGUAUGAAGCAUAAGCGACGUGGUUACACAGCGGUCUUAACCGGCAAUGUUGUAGUGGUUAUGGGAGGAAUAAAUGAGAACAGCGAAUAUCUUAAGUCAGUGGAAUGUUUUGAUUUAGAACUUCACGUUUGGCAACACUUGCCUGACAUGCUUGAACCAAGAGCUUAUGCCACUGCUGUUGUCAAACCAAACCUUUGA
Messenger RNA from Paramuricea clavata, 1032 nucleotides. The record is from the annotation of a GenBank genome assembly. NCBI's taxonomy places the organism in Eukaryota, Metazoa, Cnidaria, Anthozoa, Malacalcyonacea, Plexauridae.